AUGCUACAGAUUGAGCCAUAUGAUGGUUCAUCCGAUCCUCUGUAUCAUUUGGAGAGCUACAAGGCCCUUAUGACACUCCAAGGAGCCACAAACGCUCUACUCUGCACAGCCUUCCCAGCGACUCUCCGUAAGGCAGCUCGUCAUUGGUUCUCCGGACUAAAACCCAACUCGAUUCUCUCCUUUGAACAACUGGGCAGGCAGCUCGCCACCUUUUUUGCCGCUAGCCGGCGUCAGCGCCGGACCUCAGACUCCCUCUUCGCCAUCAAGCAGAAGGAGGGAGAAUCCUUAAAAGACUACAUCAGUCGCUUUACUUCGGCCACAUGGGAGGUUCGCGAUCUCGACCAGUCAAUCGUCAUGUCGGCAUUGAAGACUAGAACUCGGUCCUACAAAUUUCUCUUCUCCAUCGAGAAGAGCUUCCCCGCCGACUUUGUUGAAAUGUUGGUCCGAGCUCGCAAGUACGCCAAGGCUGAGGAAGCCAUGGCCUCUCGGCGGGAGACAGCCGAACGACCUGCCAAGAUGCAGAAGACGCGCCACGAGGAGCGCUCCCAACCAAGCAGCAGAUCCCCCUGGCAUGAGAAAGAGCCUCCUUGGCCCAAGAGCCUAGCUCACUCGAGGUCUCCCAUCCAAAAGUUUCAGACAUACACUCCCCUCAUAUCCACCCGAGCAGAGAUCCUCAUGGAGUUGAGGGUCAGGGCUACCUCCGACCUCCAUUGA
Molecule: messenger RNA, 714 nt
Organism: Phoenix dactylifera (date palm)
Lineage: Eukaryota; Viridiplantae; Streptophyta; Magnoliopsida; Arecales; Arecaceae
Source: RefSeq, a predicted model, not a curated record